Messenger RNA from Cuscuta campestris, 2199 nucleotides. The record is from the annotation of a GenBank genome assembly. NCBI's taxonomy places the organism in Eukaryota, Viridiplantae, Streptophyta, Magnoliopsida, Solanales, Convolvulaceae.
UAUCAGUAUGUGUGUUGUUUGAGAUUGUGUGAGUGUCAAGAGGGUUCCUUAGGACUCUUGUGUGAUGAUGGAGGACGGAGGAUUGAGGGGUUUAUAUAGUGUAGUUCACUGGGUUUUCAGAUCUUUUGGCAAGUGAACGCAUAUGUGCUUUACUGCUUUUCAUUUAGUGUUGACAAGGACAUGGUAUUGUAGACUUGUAGUAUUCUAUUGGUUGAACUACUUCCUGGUAUUCAUCUAUUAUUGAUGGUGAUUGUGCCUUGGUGGACCUUUCUACGCCAAUAAUUUGCUUUGAAAAGAUCAUCAGGCAUUGAAAGACUAAGAACCAAACAAUGUUGUUUGCCUAUUGCCAAACACCGAGUAUAAGUCCUACCCAAACACUUGAAUUUGGAUUGUAUUUACGACAAUGGACGGUAGCCUUUUCUUGUACACAGCCCUCCUCCUCCUCUUACCUCUGUACCUAAUCUCCAAACACUUCCACCGGAAAAUCAAGAACCACCCGCCGGCCCCCUUCCUCACCCUCCCCCUCCUCGGCCAUCUCUACCUCUUCAAGAAUCCCCUGCACCAAGCCCUAGCCACCAUCUCCGCCCGCCAUGGCCCUCUCCUCCUCCUCGAAUUUGGCUCCCGGAAAGUCCUAUUGGUUGCCACCCCUACUGCCGCAGAGGAGUGUUUCUCCAAGAACGACGUGGCCUUCGCAAACCGCCCGCGUCUCAUGGCCGCAAAGUACAUAGGGGACAACUACACCUCCCUUGCCUGGGCCGCCUACGGCGACCACUGGCGGCACAUCCGCAAGAUUGCCUCCACACACAUCUUCUCCCUGAACCGCGUCCAAACGCUCCACGAAAUUCGGGCGGAUGAGGUGAGAUCCAUGCUGAAAAAGCUCCAAAUGGUCUCCGAAUCCGGCACCCCGGUCGAAAUGAAGACCGUGUUUUUCGAGCUGACGGCGAACGUGAUGAUGAGGAUGAUUGCAGGGAAAAGGUAUUAUGGAGAGAAGGCAGGGGACAAGGAAGAGGCAAACCGGUUCAGGGAGAUUGUGACAGGGACUUUUCUGCUCGGUGGGGCGACGAAUGUGGGUGACUUUGUGCCGGCCUUGAAGGUGCUGAUGAGGAGGUUGGAGAGUGACUUGGUGGAGCUGCAUCAGAAGAGGGAAGCUUUCAUGCAGGAGAUGAUCAAGUAUUGCAGGAAUAGAAUGAAGAAGACCGCAAGUAGUGCCGGAAAGACGAAACCAUUUGUGGAGGUGCUGCUCACACUGCAAGAAGAGGAACCUGAGACUUACAAUGAUGAAAUGAUCAGAAGCCUCAUGCUGAAUCUCUUAGAAGCAGGGACAGACACAUCUUCUGGGACUAUGGAGUGGGGAUUAUCACUUCUCUUAAACCACCCCAAAGUCCUGGCCAAGGCAAAGAAGGAAAUCGACGAUCACGUCGGGCACGACAGAUUAAUCGAUGAAUCAGAUCUGGCCAACCUCCCCUACCUUAACUGCAUUAUAAAGGAGACACUGAGAAUGUACCCGGUUGGCCCUCUAUUAGUCCCUCACGAGUCCUCCACCGAGUGCACUGUGGGUGGCUACCGCAUUCCCAAGGGCACAAUGCUGAUGGUGAACCUCUAUUCCAUCCAAAGAGAUCCCAAAUAUUGGGACGAACCGGAGAAGUUCAAACCAGAGAGGUUCGAAGGGGUAGAAGGAGCCAGAGUUGGGUACAAGAUGAUGCCGUUCGGGUCUGGAAGGAGAGGGUGCCCUGGGGAAGGACUUGCCUGGCGCAUGGUCGGGCUAUCGUUGGGGUCAUUGAUACAGUGCUUUGACUGGGAAAGAAUUGGGAGUGAGAUGGUGGAUAUGAGGGAAGGAACUGGUUUGACUAUGCCCAAAGCUGUGGCUUUGGUGGCAAAGUGCAAGAUUCGCCCUUUUGUGCCCAAUCUUCUUUAAUUCUGUCACUCGACUGAACUGCUACAUAAUAGUUAAUUAAUAAGGCCACAUUGUAUGCCAUACUUGAUGUUUCUUCAUGUUUAUAUUUCAGUUUUUCAUGUUUAUUUUCCCUUUUUGUACCCUUUUAAAAGUACAUGCGGGAAAGCUUAUCUAUGUUCUUGUCUUUUGUUGUGUAUCUCAAUAAUGUUUGGGAGUCUUUUCUCCCUUAAUUACUUUGUUGCUCAGUUGGUCAUGAGCAUUAUUUAUACGUAGUUGUUUCUGCCAAAAAAAGAGCAUACAUUUUG